UGCUGUGGGGCUGCAGCUGCUCUGCUGAUUGUGUGUGUGUGUCUGUCUGUCUGUGUGCCUGUGCCUUUUUAGCAACUAAAUGAACGUAACCGGAGGAUAAAGUGAAAGCUUACUCAGUUUUCCCAUAGUUUUCCCAUAGUUGCCGUCGCCCUUUCUUUUGUUUAAUAUGUUCGCUAAGUUAAGCUAACCGAGCUAGCUAACGUUAGCAUGCUACAGUGACUUCACCUACACACUGAGAAGAGGAGGGGAGGACUCUUACAAUGUACCCUGAUGGCUUCAACAUCUACAGCAGAUAAAGCAGCAUGGCGUGAAGGUGACAGCUGUCUGGCCCCUGACCCAAGAGAUGGCACCCUGCGAGAAUCCAUCAUUAAGAGACUGACCUCCUCCUCUCGUAAUAAUAAUGAAACCACAGCAUGGGUGGUGUUCACUAACCAUGAUGAAGAUGCAGAAGAGGAUGAGGAAGAAACGGCGGAAGCUGUGCCUGUCUCAAAACUCAUGAGACCAGGUUUGAAUCACUGCACCCAGGAAAAACCCCUGUUUCCCGGCAGCGUCACAGACACCAGGCUGUGUGUCCCCUUAAAGUUGGGCCAUGUUGGUGGACACAGAGUCCCCUACACCGUCAACAGAUACCUGAGGGAUUACCAGAGAGAGGGAAUCAGGUUCAUUUACAACAAUUACAUCCGUUCCAGAGGUUGUAUCCUUGGGGACGACAUGGGCUUGGGAAAAACUGUACAGGUCAUUGGUUUCCUUGCUGCUGUAUUGCAGAAAACAGGCACAUGGCAGGACAUCCAGAACAACAGGCCUCAGUUUCUGCAGAGUCAGAUGACCUCCUCAAAGCAAAGUAAACCAAACAAAGUGUUCCUCAUUGUGGCCCCGCUGUCAGUGCUUUAUAACUGGAAAGAGGAACUGGACACGUGGGGUCACUUCCAGUGUGUGGUGGUCCACGGUCUGAAAAAAGAGGAAGAGUUGGCUCGCAUCAGGAAGGGACGCAUUGAGAUCGCUCUCACUACCUAUGAGACUCUGCGCCUUUGUCUGGAUCAGUUUAAUAACAUAGACUGGUCGGCUGUGAUUGUGGAUGAGGCCCACAAGAUAAAAAAUCCUAACUCUCAGAUCACUCAGGCCAUGAAGAAUCUGACAUGUAAGAUCAGAGUCGGCCUGACUGGCACCAUCUUACAGAACAACCUUGAGGAGCUGUGGUGUGUCAUGGACUGGGCCAUACCUGGUUGUCUUGGCAACAUAGGACAUUUCAAGAACAAGUUUUCAGAUCCUAUUGAGCAUGGUCAGAAGCACAGUGCAACCAAACGUGCCCUAGCCACAGGGAGGAAGACUGUCAGAGCCCUUGUGAGGAAGAUUUCCCACUUGUUCCUCAGAAGAACUAAAGCUCUUAUCAAGGAACAGCUGCCUAAGAAGGAUGACAGGGUGGUGUAUUGCACUCUGACAGACUUUCAGCGCAGCGUGUAUCAGACGGUGCUGGACAGUGAUGAUGUGACGUUAUUGCUGAGGUCUUCAGAGAAAUGUGACUGUCAAAGUGGAAAAACCCGCGGAAGCUGCUGCUAUCAAAGAAACUCAAAAGGUGCAAAAAUUAAGACGCUGUACUUCAGUUACAUGGCCAUACUGAGGAAGGUUGCCAACCAUGUAGCACUGCUUCAGUCCACCGCAGGCACCAGCAAGAUGCAGGAAAGGUAUGUGGCUGCCAUUUGUGCAGAGGUAUUUCAAAAGUUUCCAGACUUUAUGCAGAGAUGCAAAGAUGAAGCAUUUGAGGCCUUGUCGGACCCGAUGUACAGUGGAAAGAUGAAGGUUUUACAGAAGCUGCUGAAAUAUUACCUGCAAAGGAGAAAUAAAGUACUUCUUUUUUCCCUCUCAACCAAGCUGUUGAAUGUGCUGGAGAGCUACUGCAUGGCAGAGGGACUGGACUACAGCAGGCUGGAUGGAAACACCAAAUCGAAAGAGAGAGUCCAGAUCGUCAAAGAGUUCAACAACUCCUCUCACAUCAACCUCUGCCUGGUUUCCACCUUGGCAGGUGGUCUUGGUCUUAACUUUGUAGGGGCCAAUGUGGUAGUGCUCUUUGACCCCACGUGGAACCCAGCCAGUGACCUCCAAGCUAUUGACAGGGCGUAUCGUAUUGGCCAGUGCAGGGAUGUGACUGUUCUUAGGCUGAUCUCACUGGGGACUGUAGAGGAGGUUAUCUACCUCAGACAAGUUUACAAACAGCAAUUGCAGAGCUCUGUUGUGGGCAAGGAGAGUGCACGGCGGUAUUUUGAGGCAGUGAAUGGUGUCUAUAAGGGGGAGCUGUUUGGGUUAAGAAACCUCUUCAGGCUGCAGACCCAAGGGACUUGCCUCACCCGCAAGAUACUAGAGCGAGAAGGACAAGUGGAGGCUGGUGUAAUGACAAGCAGCACACACACAGGCGAGGAGAAGGAGGAGGAGGAGACGAAGGGAGUUAGCGCACCUGGAGACUCUGCAGACGGCCCUGCUCCGAAGGAACCUGCCAAGGAGUACAGAGAUGCGUCAAAGAUGGCCAUAGGCGUGUUGGACUUCAGCAGUGGGAGUGAAGAGGAUGAGGAGGUGAAGGGACUAAAGAGAAAGGUGUCAAACCUCAAUGCAGUGGAUGGCAGCAGGGGUGUGAAUGACACCACCGGUCCUGGUCGAAUGAGUCUCUUCCAGCACGGUUUCUCCAGGCUCCUCGAAAGGGUCAAAGGAAAACCAGAGUCAGCAGAAGGGGACAGCAGUACGGAUAUAGAAGAAAGCCCGUCUGAGGAAGGUGCUGAGGAUCAAAAGAUGGAGGGUACCUCCUCUGGCAUCGGCAAGAGCUCCAAUGCAAGAAAUGGUGCAGUCUGUCUCCCUAAGUUAGGAAAGAAAACCUGGGACUUCACCAGUGGUUCAGACAGAGAAGACAGGGAGAAGAAAGAUGGGGGGAGACCAGAGAGGGUUUCUCUCUUGAAGCAGAGCGAUGAUGCUGUAAGACAGAGACAGGACCUGAAAGGGUGGGUAGAUAAGAAAAUUGUAGAUGAGGAGAGUGAUGAAAAUUCCUCACCAGACAAAAAGAAACCUUACAAGCUUAAAACUCCAGUUCCUAAAGUGUCCCGCUUUGAGGGUUACUCAGAUGAAUCUGAGGAUUUUGACUUAGACGCAAAGACAUGGCCCAAGAGGGACGCUUUAAAUUCACACAGCAGAGGAGGUGACAGUGGGAGAGGAGGGCCAGACGGCAAUAGAAAAAGGCAAAGUGCUAAAGCUAGGAGCAAGGCCAGAUCCAAACACACAGAAGACAAAGAGACAUUCACAUCUUCCGACGAGGAACACACUCCUGUUAAGAAAGGGAGAUCUACAGGAGCUGCAACAACUGACACGACAAAGAGACAAGCAGGGAUGCCCAAAGCUGUUUCAUUUACAAGUCUUAAACGUCAGACAUCUUCAGCACCCAAAGGAAAGGAUGUAACCAUCGACAGUGUGCUAGGUGGUGUAAAUGAGGUGGUGUACACCCAUUCUAACCAGCGUGUGGUGGGAGGGAGCAAAGCAGAGCAGCGGAUCAGCAGAGCUGCUGUACGAGACGUGUUUGAGCGAAAGAUAAACUCUCAGCUUCCGGCCAAUCACCUUCUAGACAUCGACAAGAGCCUGUCACAGAGCCAACCAGACAGUGAGCUUUUCCCCUCGACUGUCACACUUGAGAAGCCCAGUGCGGACCAUCCUGUCACCUUCAGCACCAAGAUUGUGCUCCACAACAGACACACCACCAUCAUCAUUGGAGAGACGCCCCAAGCCAUAUGCAGGCAGCAGCUGGAGGAAAUGUCACAAACGUUCAAUUAUCCCUCAGUCCAGCAGUUUGCAAAAGAGAUUCUGAGUGGAAACUCAACCCACAGACUGGCCUGGCUUCGAAAGUAUUACACCUCACAGAACCACCCUGACCUGACCAGUACAGUCACAAACAACUUCCCACAACCUGAUUCAGCACAGGCCUCCUCCUCUUCAGCUCCUACCUCUUCAGCAUCCACCAAAACAGCCGCAAAAUCUCACACACAUACCAGAACCCCACAAAAGGAUGCUCCAAAAGCCAAGAGAAAGCCUAAGUACACUAAAAGGAAUCCUGAAGCUAAAACUAAGCCCAAAACCCCACAAAACAAUGUUCCUGCGCCACAGACAAAGCCUAGAAAGCCACAAAGUAAUGCUCCAUCACCCCAGAGAAAGCAAAAGAUCCCACGAAGGAAUGUCCCAGAACCUCUAAGUGAUGUUCGGAGCCUUGAGUCAGAGGAGCAGGAGGAGACAGCCUGCGGUGCCAGAGGACCUAAGAGGACAAAGAGGGGUAGUGUUUCUAGUUCUGGAGCCUUCAGAGCUGGUGGUGGUCUUGGCUUGGAGCAGGCCAGCAGCAGUGGUCUGGGGUCUGGGGAGGCUGCUGCUUUCCUGAUCCGCGCAGACAGAGAUAUCCCUUCUUCUCCGGACCUCAGCCAUGGCAGGUCCACCGCGUUAUCCAAACCCACAGGACAGGGAAGGGAGCAGGAGCGGGAGCAAAAAUUGUCUUCCAGGACCAGCGAGACUUUUCAAGGCCAGAGAGAAAAUCCCCAGACCCCUUCCCUUCCUGCGCGGGGCACAUCCACCUCCGCCUCCAGUCACCGUUCCCUCCUCACAGAUCUGAUAGGAGACACCUCAAUCCUUGACGACCUGUUAAAACCCAAACCCAGGGGUGCACAACAGAGGGACACCCCAAAAACACCCCCUGCACCCUCCUCCGUUUCAAUAAGCACGUGUGUCACUACGCCGUCUCCAUCCAGAGUAACUGUCAGGACUGAUUCUCCUUCAGCAGGCUGCAUAGACUCUCUGACCUCUCCAAAGUCGAGCAAACCACCUUCAUACCCGCUGGUGUCAAAGAGCAGUCGCAGAGACUUCUGGGACAUCCUGAAUGAGGGUAACGAGGAGAGCAUCAACAGGUUAACAGACCCGGCGGAAGUGCAGCGGGUUUGCAUCAGCGCUAAGUUUGCAGCGAGAGGUAGAUCUAAAGAAGAGGAGAGCAAAAAUCUCUGGAAGACUAAUGACAAGUUCCUGUGGAAGAAAUAAUACAGGAGAGACAAUUUUUAUUUUAGUUUAUUUUUCUAUUUUACACCUUUAACUUUCACAGUUUUAAGGAAGAUGGUUAAAAAAGACCUGAAUGGAGAUUUAAAGCAGGUUUUCUUGCUGCAGAUAUUUAAUAUUUGUUAAAAGUUUGUACCUUUUUAGAAUAUUUUAUUACUGUAGUUAUUUAAAAAUAUUUAGUGUUUACUGAAUAAUUGGCUUACUAGCAUAACUGUUACUUAAUCAACAGGGUGUUAAUCACUCUAGGAAUUUAAACCUUUGUAUAUUUUAUGGACGUCAUUGCAUCAUUUAUUGCUUUAUUUCUCUUUUUUCCUUUGACCUAACACACAGUCCACGAGGGAGCAGUCUAAUACAGUGGUUCCCAACUGGUUCAGUCUCAGGGUCCAGAUGUCUUCUCAGUCAUUAGUUUAAGGUCCACAUGUUUUAAUAUUUUCAUUGUCAUGCUUGUGUUUGGCCAUGUCGUUGAGCUAGUUUGCUGUCUCUGCUGAGUAGCUGUCCAUUAUUCACUCAUUUUACAGCAGGAAACAGCACUUCAAAAUAAAAGCUCUGUGCCAACUCAGUGUGUUUUUUACAAACAACACGUUCCUGAGUCACUUGCGGUCCAUUCAGAAUGGACUCGUGACCCACUUUUGGAUCACAACACACCAGUUGGGAGCCACUGCUCUGAUGUGUCAUCACGGAGGCAUUUACUUCUUCAUCUUAAAAAAAAAAAGUGGAAAAAUUGAGGCAAAAAAAAAAAAAUCACAAUGGUAAGUUGUAAAUAUGUAAUAGAGUGGUUCAGGGAUGAUUUUGUUUUGUGUUUUUUUUGUAGAAUGACAUGGAAGUUAGUGUUGCCCUGAUUCCCUCCACAAAAAGCCAGUGGGAUGUCCAUUGGAUUAUUACAGAAAAAAAAGCUUUGUUGCCAACAAGAAUUACUGAUAAUUGCAUGGUUUGUUCAGCUAAAUAAUCUCCACAAAUGAAUACCAGUUUUAGGAAGCGUUAAUACUCUUGCCAGAAGUAAAAAGCUAAUGAUGGGCUAUAAACAGGCUACAGACAUACUUGGAUACCACCAUUUUUAAGACAUGUAAAGCCUUCAAAAUUCAUGACAGUGGUAUUUACUGACGUAUUUUUUCAUGGAACAAAAUGUGAGAAUAUUUUAACCCACCUUAUUUCAGUCAUCUAACCCACUGACUUUGAGACGAGGGAAUCAAAAAUGCUAACUAAUUUCCAAAUUUCAGGACUCAUUCCUGCACUCCUAUAUAGGGCUAAAACCCUAGUUAAUAAUGGUACUACGAGGAAACUGGCAAAUUCUUACAUUUGAAAAACUGGAACCAUGAAAUGCUGUGCUUUAUUGCCUGAAAAAUAACUCAGUUAGUUGAUUAUCUUAUUAAUUACAGGUUAAUUAUCUGCUGAUGAACUCAUCUUUUCAGCUCCCAUGUUCUAUAAAACUGGUGAAAUUAACUAUAUAAAUGAGUUUAUGCCUCUUAUGUGGAUAUAUAGUUAAAGGUCAGUGUCAACGCUCAAACUGCAGCACUUAAUAUGAUAAGUGGAUGACAGAGAAAACCCAUCCCGCUGUAAGCAUUAGCCAUUAUCGUUAUUCGAUACCACAACUGCCACCGGGGGACUGCUGGUGGCCCUGCAGAGAUAUCACUUAAAACUCCCUAAUGGCUGUUAACGUCCCCGUCACUCUGAACACCUCGCUGCCUCCCACUUCCCAUGAGAGUGUUCAUAUUGUGUAUGUGGUGUGGGUUCCCUGCACAGUGUUGCGCACAGUAAUCUGAUCGUAUGUGGCUUGGGCUCAGUUGUGCCGCAAACGCCCCUCAGAGUGGAAGCUGCUGCGCUAUUAGUGAAAUAACAAUAAGCAGUUGAAGACUUAGUGGAGCAGGGAGAGGAGGGAUGGGGGUCAUUUUUACACCCAUCCAUCCACCCUGGUCCUCUCACGCUUUUAGGUGAAGUGUGUUUCAAACUGUGGUGACAGAAUAAUUUGCACCACUUCAAAAAAAGCACAAAAAAGUUAGGUGACAUAUCAAAGUUAUAGCUUUAAUGUGAACACUAAGUGAGUGUGUAUGCAUGUGCUGACCCUCACAGCUGUGUCCGACCUCUUUCAGCUGUUACACUGAAGUAAAUAGAGCCCCAAAGAGAGCUGCUCUGAGGAAGUGUUGUGUUCUGUUUAGCAGAAAUGAGAAAGUGCUGAUAGCGAUCUAUAAACAAGAGAAAGGACUGCGUGCCUCGACAGAACAUGUAGCUCGGUAAAUAGCAGUGUGUGUGUGUGUGUGUGUGUGUGUGUGUGUGUGUUUGUGCGUGCAGACCUUCUGGGUGGUAGAUCAUGACUAUCGUACACACAUAUUCUGAGGCCACACAUCUGUCACACCUGUUCAAAUCAUAGACGGAGGAGAAUAAAAAGCCCUUUCUCCUAUCCCAUCCCCCCAAGCCCUUCCCUCGCUGCCUUCCUCUGUCUGUUUCACCCACAACCGAGAUUUGCAGAUCCCUAUCUGUCUUUUUGUGGUCAUAGUCUGGUUCAAGUGAGAUAGCAGAGCGACUUAGCAUUUAACUGACAAAAGAAAGGCUCGCCAGCUGACUGACAGUGGUUGGAGGCUAAUGGAGGCCGGCUAACAUGGCUCAGUGGCGAACAAAGCUCUCUUAUCCGUAAUGCUAACUGCGGGAUUCUGUCAAGGAUCUGGAGUGAGACACACAACCCCCCAUGAGUGAUCGGUGACAAUGUCUCAAGUCAGCCUCAUGAUUGUAUUUUAUUUUAUUAUACGCCGUGGUCCAAUUUGCCGUACCGUGAAAGAGUCAUGAGAAAUACCACCAAAGAGUGCAAAGUGUUUUUCUAGUUCUCCCAUUAGUGUCUCCUGUCUUUGUGUCAGGAGCAGGAUGAGAAGUCUGUUUACAUUUCCUGCCACUAUAUCCUGCGUGUCUGUGAGGCUGUUAUGAACUGGACGGUCAGACAGCGGCGGAGGGACGGCCCUGGCGAUGGAGGUUUAUUUGCAGAAGUCAGACUGUGACACUUAGUUUGAUUUGAUUUGUUAAAAGCUGUGAAUGAAGGUUGACCCGUGCUGACCCCGCGCCUCCAGUCAUCUUUAGCUCAGGUUUCAAUACAUUCAUUCUGCAAUGUGUUAAAAGGGUCUGCAGAGUGCUGAUUAAGAGCUGUAGUUCUAGUAUGAAUGCAUAAAACAUUAAAGCCCCUGCAAUAAAUGUCCAUGACUAAAUAAGCAUGGAACACAGUAUCAGAAAAAAUAAAAUAAAAUACUAAUUAUUUCUUAAAGACGGAGACAUAAAAACAUUUCUUAAAUUAAUCCUAAUCCUCUGUCAUGUGUCUCUGUGUUCAUUGUUCAGUUAUCUCUUGGUUUGUGGCAAAUUACUAUAUAUUUUUGAGUUUUAAUUAUAGCAGGAUCCUUCUCUUUUGCUGUAAGACAAUACAAUAGUUUGGAACUUUGGGGUGUAUACAUGCAUUUAUCAUUUGGGACUCUGAUCGUUCAUCAUUUGGGGCGGCAGUAGCUCAGUCCAUACGGACUUGGGUUGGGAACCGGAGGGUUGCCUGUUCAAGUCCCUAUCCGGACCAAAAUAUGGAGCGUGAACUGGUAGCUGGAGAGGUGCCAGUUCACCUUCUGGGCACUCCCUCCCGCUUGUGACUAUAUACCCUCUGCCAGUGGUUCUCAAAUGGUGUGCCGUGAUGCCAAUCCAGUUGCGCCGAGGGAUUUUGUCAUUGCAAUAUUCGACUGGGCCUAUACAAAAAGUUAUGAGUUAGUUUUUUUUUUUGUUUUUGUUUUUUUUUUAAGGGCAUUUUUAGCCUUUAUUUGAUAGGACAGUCAAGCGUGAAAGGGGAAGAGAGAGAGGGAGAGACAUGCAGCAAAGGGCCACAGGCUGGAGUCGAACCCGGGCCGCUGUGGCAAAAGCCUUGUACAUGGGGCGCCUGCUCUAUCCACUAAGCCACCAACACCCCAUGAGUUAAUUUUUAAUUGACUGUAUCAGAUGUUAUGUGCACCACCAGUAUCGUAAAAGAGUCAAACCAUUGCUAAAAAAUAUGAUUUAAUUCAAUUUAAUGAAAAAAAAAAACCUAAUGGGGAACCUAUUUGUUGCUGUUUGUGCCUGGGAAUUAUAAGUGUGUGACACAUCAAAAGCCCCAGCCAGUGUGAGUACGGAGCAAAUUAUAACAAAGCACCAGCAAAGACGACUUACUGAAAGAAAAAGAGUACCAUGAAUGCUACUUAUCUCAUUUUUUCCUUAAUUUUAUUGUCUUAUGUUGUGAUAAGAGUGGUCAUACACAUUAUAGAAACUACUAUACUGUAUAUUUAUGAACCUAAAUACAGGUGUGCUUUGGGUACAAAAAGUUUGAAAACCACUGCCCUAUGCAGUGUGCACAGGUCCGUAUCACUUGAAAAACUCUGUCAUGUUACAGAAGGUGAUUUAACUUAAGUUUCACUGUGACUUCAAGAGUUUAAUGCUAAAAAACAAAUCUACUUCAUCAGGAUUGUGUGGAUGGGGUUUCACGAGAUUCGACAAUAACAAACUGUCAUCAGUUUCUAAUUUAAAUUAUGCUAAACCCUAAUGGGUGCACAGGCGUGUGUGACAUCACCAUGCUAACUGAGCCCCUGCCACUUCAAACCAGUGGAAGGACAAAAACACAAACAGAAAUCUCUCACCAAAUUGUUCCUACUUUGGCAGGAGACUGAGUUCCCAUGGGAUCCUGUCACUCAUGGUAAGAAGCUGAUAGAGAACAUUUGUUUUUAGGGCCUUUAAAGGUCCAGUAUGUUUGGGAGGAUCUAUUGGCAGAAAUAUAAAAUAUAGUAUUCAUGAUUAUGUUUUCAAUAGUGUAAAAUCACCUGAAACUAUGAAUGGUUGUGUUUACAUGAGCGUAGAAUGAGCUCUUCAUAUCUACAUAGACAUUUUUUUUUCUUUUUUUUUUGAGCUCUUACUAUUUCCUUUAUUGUUUUUAUUUAUUAUUAUAUUUGUGUAUGAUUAUAUUGUAUU
This is a messenger RNA of Epinephelus fuscoguttatus (brown-marbled grouper), 10011 nucleotides long. RefSeq names its product excision repair cross-complementation group 6-like 2 (gene ercc6l2). Lineage: Eukaryota; Metazoa; Chordata; Actinopteri; Perciformes; Serranidae. The transcript has 20 exons. Bases 271 to 5046 code for a protein of 1591 amino acids. Gene Ontology annotation, molecular function: ATP binding; ATP-dependent chromatin remodeler activity. The record is from RefSeq and is a predicted model, not a curated record.